Messenger RNA from Cylas formicarius (sweet potato weevil), 1089 nucleotides. It is a transcript of the gene Cks30A, whose product is annotated as cyclin-dependent kinases regulatory subunit. Bases 255 to 512 code for a protein of 85 amino acids. The transcript has 3 exons. NCBI's taxonomy places the organism in Eukaryota, Metazoa, Arthropoda, Insecta, Coleoptera, Brentidae. Gene Ontology annotation, biological process: regulation of mitotic cell cycle. Gene Ontology annotation, cellular component: SCF ubiquitin ligase complex; cyclin-dependent protein kinase holoenzyme complex. The record is from RefSeq and is a predicted model, not a curated record. Gene Ontology annotation, molecular function: protein kinase binding; ubiquitin binding; cyclin-dependent protein serine/threonine kinase activator activity.
AAUUGUGAAGCAAAUAAUUUAUCUUAAAAAACAAUUCCUUGCUUUAACUUCAUUAGCCUAUCUGUAAAUCCAGACCGUGGAAGUGGUGCGGUGCGAAACUUAGGCGGUCAUAUUGUCUAGGGUUAUUAUGAGAGUGUGCAUUGGUAUCACAAUUAAAAAUACUGCAAGCAGGAAAGCUUAACGUUUUAUAUGACAGCUUUAAUUUUCAAACAUUGCUACCUAUUUUGUUAACACAUUGCAUCCCAAUCGCAAAAAUGAAUCGCGAAGAGUUGCAGAAUAGUAUAUUUUAUUCCUCCAAGUAUUACGACGAUGAAUAUGAAUACCGGCAUGUGGUGUUGCCUAAGGAAAUGGUUAAAUUGGUACCAAAGCAGCGUUUAAUGAGCGAGGAAGAAUGGAGAGGCAUUGGUGUACAACAGAGCAAAGGUUGGAUUCAUUACAUGACUCACGCCCCAGAACCUCACAUCUUAUUGUUCAAAAGGCCAAUUACAGAAAAUCCACCGGACAAUAAGUAAUUGCUUCCCUAAUUAAGUAGGUGUAUAUAACAAAUGGUUUAAAAAUUUGUACAUAAAGUUGAACAGUCACCUCCUUUAUCAAUUUAGUAAAGAGUUGUUUUGUUGCAGAAUUUAUACAUUACAUUAGGGCUGUCUAUUCAAAUAAGAACAGGUUGUAGAUGCCACGCACUGGUUGAAUUACAGUUGCUGUUUUUGUAGAGACUCGGUGAAUGUUGAAGGAAAGUUCUCUUUGGUAGCUUUACUGAGAAUUCAGAUGAUUAAAUCGAAUAAACUUUUAGAGUUAACAUGUAAGGGGUGAUUAUUACUUGAGUCAAAUGUCAAAUAUAAUUUUCUGUUUCCUUUUUACGCACAUGGUAUUGUGAUAAAAUGAUUAAAAACUAAGUGCAUAUAUGUAUGUACAUGAAACAUCUAUGUAUUUCAACCAGGGACAUCUUAGACUUUAAAUUGUGCUUCAGUUCAUUUUCAUUGUUUCUUUGUGUACUUUCAUUUAUAUUAUUUCCCAUCAUUUAAUGUCUACCAAAAAAUUCUGUUUUUCUUACAUGUUAAUAUAAGAUGCCUCAUUUGAUUAAUAAAUUUU